CUUAUCAAAGUUUAAAGAAAGGUUGUCGUCGUCCCCUCAGUUUCACGUGUAGUAGGAAGUUUACAGACGGACUUGAAUUUUGUUAUGAUGGCGGAUAGUGUGUGGACGUGGAUCUUAAAGUUGUGUGUUUUAACUAAAAUCUUUCUCUUUACUACCGCACAGACAGAGCAUAUGACAAACGUGGCUGUCAACAAGCCAUGCAGCAUCAGCUCGCGGUAUGUUGGUGGAGCCUUGUCCGGAGACUGUUCUGUGGCUAUCAAUGGAAAUACUAACACAACAUUCGUCACAGUGAGCACGCCACAGAACUGCAUCCACACUAACCAAUCUGAUUUCCAUCCAUUCUGGUCAGUGGAUCUGGAACAAAACUUUUCUGUGCACAGAAUAACCAUCUAUGGUCGCUACCAAAUGGAGAAAAGAAUGGACUGUGUUCAAGUCUCACUCGACGGACGAGAGCUUUAUAAGUUCCCGUGUCCAGGCACAACAAAUGUGAUAACAAACAUUACUGCAAAUCCGUCUCAACGAGGACGAGUGGUUAACAUCACAAGAGACCAACCAUCUGACGGAGAUCUCGCGCCAUUUUUAAACAUUUGUGAAAUCCAAAUAUGGGUGUGUUCAUCUGGCUAUUGGGGACAGAACUGCACUGCCUGUGCCAUUGGAUGUAAUAAUACGUGUGAUGACAUAGAUGGAGCUUGCAGGUGUAUUGACGGGUGGACAGGACCACGAUGUACGGAGUGUUCAGACGGUCACUACAAUGAGUCUAACGACUGUCAAAACAUCUGUGGUAAAGGAUGUCAUGACACAUGCAGCAGGACUGAUGGGACAUGUCAGUGUCGGCCAGGAUGGCAGCCUCCUCUGUGUCAACACUGCUCAGACGGUCACUACGACGCAUCUAAUGACUGUCAAAAUACCUGUGGUGGAGGAUGUCACGACACAUGUAGCAGGACUGACGGGACAUGUCAGUGUCAACUAACAUGGCAGCCUCCUCUGUGUCAAGGGUGUGCUGACGGGUGGUUCGGUUCUGAGUGUACAGAGUGCGGCCACUGCGCCAACAACAGCGUCUGUGACAACAACACCGGCGUCUGUCCCUUUUGUGAUGGAGACUUUGUAGCCCCCCUGUGUCUAGAUGCGAGGGAGGCUGUCAGUCUGGUGGGUCCAGUGGUUGGUGCUGCUGUCACGUGUAGUGUUGUCUUCCUGGCUACUGGCGUCGUCAUUGGCUUGUUGUUACGACGAUCCCGCUCUCAGCAACCAUCUGAUACAGUCCGGCCACAUCUUCAGCUCUCGAUGACAUCUGACCUAAGUAAUUCCUUGACGACAACACCUUCAGCACAGCUCGCAGAUUCUACAAAUCCAGACAACACCACAGUCUACAGCAACGUCGACCCCCACGUCAACACCUACGACAUACUCAACACACGUGACAACACGAACACCUACACCUCUCUCAAAACACGUUUUUAAAGGACAUUCCAUAAACUGUUCACAGCUCAUGGGUGCAGUGACACUAGAUUUUUUUUAAUGGUCUUCAAUAUCAUUUUCAGACCUUCAUGAAUUCAUUAUAUGAAUGUCGAAAAAAUGGGAGAGAGAGAAAGAGAGAGCAAGCCUAGUAAGUUUACAGCAGUUUGAUACUUAUUUCUUCACUUUAAUUAAACUUGAUUAUUGAGUAGUUGUUAUUUCUAGGGUUGACCGUGAAUAAUGUAUUGCUGUUGUUUAGGACACUUUAAAAUUGGGUAACAGUACAAAGAAUUGUUUUGCGUGUGUGGGUUAGAAAAGUUCUGUUGAUGUCAGGGUUAGGCAUGUGUUUUCGUUUUUUGUAGAACGAAGGUGCAAACGACAUGACUAUUUGAUUUAUUCCCACACGUCCCACUCACACAUCCUAAUAACAAACAGGUUUUC
Molecule: messenger RNA, 1893 nt
Organism: Pomacea canaliculata
Lineage: Eukaryota; Metazoa; Mollusca; Gastropoda; Architaenioglossa; Ampullariidae
Product: multiple epidermal growth factor-like domains protein 11
Exons: 10
Coding region: 85-1458 (457 amino acids)
Molecular function (GO): scavenger receptor activity
Source: RefSeq, a predicted model, not a curated record